AUGAAGGCAAACGCGUCGCGUCGCAGUGUGCACAUUGAUCCAUUUCGGGAGAUCACGACCGUGAUCGGGCAAACCACAGGAGAGCAGAAUUUGAGAACUCAGCGUCCAAGGCGCGACACCCGAUCCAGGGUUAUUUGCGGCCGUCUUACAUUCUCCUCUGAUGUGCUAGUCGGCUCGCCCGAGCGAGGCCGGCAGCUCUGUAUCGCUGAGCUGACAUUGCCAGAAAGGUCUCGGUACUUUGGAGGCAACGGCAGCACGAAGCAGGGUCCUGGUACCCUACGACGCGUGGUGCGAGGAGUGCGGCCCCCUGCAGAGAACACCUGGCCUUCGCAUUGCGGUUCUGGAUAA
Molecule: messenger RNA, 348 nt
Organism: Alternaria burnsii
Lineage: Eukaryota; Fungi; Ascomycota; Dothideomycetes; Pleosporales; Pleosporaceae
Exons: 2
Coding region: 1-348 (115 amino acids)
Source: RefSeq, a predicted model, not a curated record